AUGUGGUUGCGGCGUCGGCUGGCCUACCGUGCAGUAUAUACCUCUGUUUGCGGUCAGCUUAACGUCGUGGCUGUAUUUCCUCACUUCACAAUGCCCUCGCCAGGCUCCAAGAGACCGCUCUCUAGCACCGAGCGCGCCAUUUCACCUCCAACCAAGAAGAAGGUGAAAGUAGAGGCCUCCGUCACUAGCCAAACAGUCGCUAAUUUCUUUAAACCUGCUUCUCAGAAGCCUACGCCCAGCCAGCCGAAGAAGGUGUCAUGGCACAUAGUGAACAACAGUUGCAUCGUGGGCCGCUAUCUCGUUGGCCAAAAGGGCGAGACGCAAAAAGAGGAGCAGAGCAAUGAGAUUAAGAUUGCUGCCUUUGACUUUGACCACACUCUUAUAAUGCCCAAAUCCAAUUCCAGGUUCUCCCGCUCUGCCUCUGACUGGAAGUGGUGGGAUGCCAGCGUCCCGUCUAAACUCAAACAACUUGCGGCGGACGGUUACACGCUUGUCAUCGUCUCGAACCAAAAGGCAGUCAGCUUGAAACCCGAUGGGAAAGCAAAAACAGGCAACUCUGAUUCAAAGAGCUUGUCCGUACUGAAGGAGAAAAUCACGACCAUGCUGGAUACGCUGGACUUGGAUGUCCCAGUUAGCAUUUAUGCUGCCACGCAGUAUGACGAAUAUAGGAAGCCUAGGAUGGGGAUGUGGAGGGAGAUGGUAAAGGAUUUGGGACUGGAUAUGAGUGAUGACGUGGAUGAUCAAGAAGCAUCGAGACCAAUAAAGACACUGGAUCUGGAAAGCUCCAUCUUCGUUGGCGAUGCUGCGGGUCGAAAGGGAGACCAUUCUUGCUGUGAUAGGUACGUUGUCAAAUCUGUUUGUCUUUUUUUCUGUUUGCCUGGAUUUCAAAAAAAUCUUCAAGUUGACCUUGAUCCCUUUUUUAAGAAACUUCGCUGCAAACGUUGGUAUACAGUUUAA
Molecule: messenger RNA, 957 nt
Organism: Trichophyton rubrum CBS 118892
Lineage: Eukaryota; Fungi; Ascomycota; Eurotiomycetes; Onygenales; Arthrodermataceae
Product: DNA 3'-phosphatase
Exons: 3
Coding region: 1-957 (318 amino acids)
Biological process (GO): DNA repair
Molecular function (GO): ATP-dependent polydeoxyribonucleotide 5'-hydroxyl-kinase activity; double-stranded DNA binding; polynucleotide 3'-phosphatase activity
Source: RefSeq, a predicted model, not a curated record